AUGUUGAGUGUGGGGAUGUGUAUCCUCUUGCCAGGUAACGAGUGGAAGACCCGGUACGACACGCAGUUGGAGCUGAACGGUCGGCUGGAACGUCAGAUCACACUUGUUCACGAAAAAAUGGAGGACCUGUGGAGAAACCCCAUGGAUCGAUUAGCCUCGAUACGAUCCUAUUAUGAGGUCCCAGUGGAUGCACUGAGGCAGAGGCUGAAGGUCCUGACCAAUGAGAAGGCAGCGCUGCAGGGUCAGCUGUUAGACUGCAGACUGAGGAUCGAACAGGAGGGGAAGGCCUUUUAUAAAGCCAACGCAGUGAGGCGUGUGUAUCUGUCAGAAAUAGCUACGUCGUCAUCAACCCUGGAUGUCACCAGGCGUCAAUACCAGGUCCAGCCACAGAGGGAGAGGGCGCCAGAGAGCCAUAUGAGGAAGGGGAAGCAGGCCAGUAAGCAGUCAGGAAGAGGAGAGGGAGGAGGAAGAGACAGAGGAAGUGGUGGCGGAGGAAAAGAGGGAGGAAGAGGAGUCAGGAAGGCUGACGUGGGGAGCAGUUUACCCAUACUGAAACACUGAGUCACCUCUCAUAUACAACAGUGCUGGUUUGAUUUGUGUAAUAAAAUUGUCUCACUGGCAA
Oncorhynchus keta (chum salmon) is the source of this 622-nucleotide messenger RNA. It is a transcript of the gene ccdc169, whose product is annotated as coiled-coil domain containing 169. The record is from RefSeq and is a predicted model, not a curated record. Bases 1 to 561 code for a protein of 186 amino acids. NCBI's taxonomy places the organism in Eukaryota, Metazoa, Chordata, Actinopteri, Salmoniformes, Salmonidae. The transcript is spliced from 6 exons.